This is a messenger RNA of Penicillium soppii, 3474 nucleotides long. RefSeq names its product DUF3433 domain-containing protein. The record is from RefSeq and is a predicted model, not a curated record. The coding region runs from base 1 to 3474 and encodes 1157 amino acids. The transcript has a single exon. Lineage: Eukaryota; Fungi; Ascomycota; Eurotiomycetes; Eurotiales; Aspergillaceae.
AUGCCGACAAUCAUCUCGGUGGCCUAUAUCUAUGUACCAGUCUCUUUGGCCGUUUUGGCAGUGACUCUGUGGAAGUUCUUUAUAUCCGAUGCCCUUCGAUUGGAAUCGUAUUUUCAAUUGGCCAGAUCAGAGGGAGUGCCUGCAACAAUCCUUUUCACCAACUAUAGCUUCUGCUACGGCGUCAUGGCUCCCUUGGUCGCAGCUCGCAAUCGCCACUGGCUUAUUCUAUCUGUCUCCAGUCUGUCCAUCGUUUUCAGUGCUUUGCUCCCUUCCCUGCUUUCAGGGCUGGUGGUGUUGACCGAAGCUUCUUUGAAUCAAACAAAAACAGUAUCCACCUGGCCCAAAUUGCUCGAGGAAGGUACGCAGAAAAACUGGUUUGUCGCCGAGGCUCGUCGUUACACCAAUGCUCCAGUAAUGACAACCGCCGAUGACUUUUUCCUACUCCGAUCCUCUGAAUACGCCACGGCAUCGGUAUUAAUGCCGCUUGACGAAAAUGAAACUUCGAUCUUAUCAUUGAAUCAGACGGUGUAUUGGGGCGAACUGACCUGUCAGGACGCGGCGCUUGACAGUAUCACUUUGGAGAGACGUCUUUCCACCGAUAUAGAAAAGGAGCUUGAUAGCGGCAGCCUUCAAAUGCGGGGCACAACGAGUUUCGAGUUCCCUUCAAGUGGUAAUGACCAUCCUUGCCGUGUCGACUUCACCCUAAACAUCACCACUCCCGCCUAUAGCAGCUCUUCCCAAGUGCGAUACUGGGAGCCGAUUCGUCCCCAGUCUGCUGUCGGUAAUGACUCAGCGUUUCAGACCACCGACUGUGAACGUUACGCGUUGGUUGGCCUGCUCAUUGACAUCAAUGAAGAUGCUGAAAAAGCCACUGAUCAUGUUUCCAAUGCGACUGCAUUUGCCUGCACUGCGACUUACCGCUUGGCCGAGGCCGAGCUCAGUAUUGACGUCAAUACCUCGAUUGUUGAAGCCAGGAUUGAUUCCUCCAGCCAGAGAGAUCUGCGGGAGAUGGAGUUUUCCAGUUCAGGCUUCCAGAACCUACUCUACCACGAAAGUCGUGGACCCAUAAAUUCGGCAUCUCAAGUAUUGGAGGAUGUGACGAACGUUUCCGUUAGUCCCAGAUCGUUGUUUUCUUCUGGGCUUAAUCUGGGUCUGGUUCCAGAGAGCUUUUCUGCUCGGACUGGUGUUCCUGAAUAUCAGAAUGCAAUCAUGCAAUUUUGGAAGUCUAGAUUCAUCAUCACGAUCAACAAGUUCUUCGACACGGCUGCGGCUGCGACACCGCUGAAAGCCAGCCAAGUCACGGUUGUCGUGGCUCUCGACGUCCUAUCAACGCCCGCUAUCAUGGCGGAGAUUUUGCUCGUCACUACUGCUAUAGUACUAAUGUCGCUUGCAGCUGUUUAUCCGCGUCGUGCAAAUUUUCUUCGGAGCGACCCUGGAUCAAUAGCAGCCCAGUGCGCACUCAUUGCAGAUCUGUUCACUGCGGAUAAUCCUUUAACUCAAUCCAGUGAAAAGUUCAGUAAAGCCACCUCCCGGCAACUUCUUCUAUGGGCUAGAAAUUUCCGAUGCGAAUGGACAGAUCUCUCAAGCGACAAAAAGAUUGAUAUUGUUCCAAUUCCUUCCAAUUCCUCCUUUGCGCUACCGUCUGCCCGGAGAAGCACAGAUCGGAGACCCCAUUUUGUCGUUCUCCCCUGGUUCCUUAUGGAGUGUAUAUUGCUGAUUGGGAUCCUGGUCACGUAUGGCUUUGCCCUGAAUUUCACGUCCUUUCAGAAUGUAGACACCGAGUCAAGUCAACAACUCGGGCUCAUGAUAUUCUUACUAUUUGGACCUACACUUAUUGCCUCUUUGGUCAGCUCCCUGCUUGCAUCGAUUUUGCGAAAUUUGAGCAUCAUUGAACCGUGGGGACGCCUUCAGAAGGGCAGGUCCCCGGUGGGAAUGUCUUUGGCAAUGAACUACGGAUCACAGACCCCAAUCACUGUUUUUUUCCGCAGUCUUUGCCGAGGGCCACUGCUGCUUACAGCUUUGUCUAUCAUUUGCACCUUGAGCUUAUUGCUUAGCAUCGUCAGCGGUGGAAUGUUCGAGCCAGAAACAAAGCAUUAUCACACGCCAGCUACUGGACUGAGUUCCCAAUAUAAUGGCACGCUGUUUCAACUUCCCAAUCUUGACGUGCAAUUCGAUGGAAAUGGCUUAGUGCUAAGCAGGAUGAAUCGAGUCACCCCAAUUAUCCCCUGGCAGUAUGCGAAUUACUCAUUUCUCCCCUUGACCAACAGCAAACUGGGAGCUGACACAGCCCAGAAUGUCAAAUAUGCGGCUGUCACGACUGGCAUCGGCGCAAACCUGGACUGCCAACAAGCCCUAUACAAUCAGUCAUGGAUUGAUCACGAGUCCGGGAAAAUGAGUUGGAACUAUACAAGCCCCUCUGGCCUCACCUGCACGAUGGAAGCUCCAAACAGAAGAGUGGAAGAUGGCUUACUCAAAAGAUCCAUUUCGUAUCUCCAGCCAAGCGAGGAGUCUUCCGCGAGAUCCAGGUGCGAAGCAUCAUUCUUAAUCUUGGCUCGCUGGGAAACAUUAGCAUCUUCGCCCAUGAAUCAGCAAAAUUCUCUAGCGCUGUACUGUGAGCCUUCUAUGGCGAGUGAGGAGUUUGAAGUUGUUUUCGAUCCACAGGGUAUCAUAUCUUCCUAUGAACCCAAAGCAGAUUUAACUGCGCAUGGUCAACAAGCGGCACACAAUUUACCACAGGGUAGCCUGGCGCACUUCAACCGGGCAAUCAUGGCUUUUGGCAAAAUUGAUAAUCCCCAAUGGAAUGUGUCGUUUUCCCACUAUGACUGGUUAGGAAUGCUGACUGAAGUCAUCUACGACCGGCUCCAUCCCAGUGCGCGGCCAUCUUUUGACCCCGCAAUGUUCCUACGGGCCGCUCAAUCCACAUAUCAGCAGAUAUUCAGUACAUACCUCACCCUUAACCGGGACAUGUAUUUUCGAAGGUAUCCAGAAUCGGCUGCGCCAGCCGUUGAAGGGACCGUGAUUGCGAGCCUCUGGGGGCUGUUUCCCUCGAUUCCCUCGAUGGUCAUCGCGCUGGUCCUUCUGUCACUAGAUAUUAUGAUGUUGACUGUUGUCUUUGCUACACGCUUCACCUAUUUUCGCGCGCCCCGGAUCCCCAAAUCGAUCGGGUCAUUGAUCCCAUGGAUUGCCGAAAGCGAAAUGAUCCCUGAUUUUCGAGGAAUGUCACGUAUCGAGAAGAGCGAGUGGCAGGGUAUUAUGGAGCGCACGAACAAAUUUUAUCGAUUUGCUCUAACUCGCUGUCCCGAUGGUCACGAAAGGUGGCUACUUGACUACGAACAUAUAAGUAUACAAGAGGAUGGUAAUGACCUGACCGAGAUGCCUGAUAUCACCCCGGUCCGGACCCUUCAUCGUGGCCAGUCUUUGCCAGCGCAGAGUAUCCGGGAUCUAGCGGUCACACCGCCGAACCAGCCACCAUAG